Messenger RNA from Notechis scutatus (mainland tiger snake), 611 nucleotides. It is a transcript of the gene RPL14, whose product is annotated as ribosomal protein L14. Lineage: Eukaryota; Metazoa; Chordata; Lepidosauria; Squamata; Elapidae. The record is from RefSeq and is a predicted model, not a curated record. Gene Ontology annotation, cellular component: ribosome; cytosolic large ribosomal subunit. Gene Ontology annotation, molecular function: structural constituent of ribosome; RNA binding. Gene Ontology annotation, biological process: ribosomal large subunit biogenesis; translation.
AAUCUCUGCUAUGCAGCCUGCAGUUCGCCGCGAAUAGAGCGACUGAGUCCCGCCUCUUCCUCUGUUGCACAUCCGCAGUUGAGGUAUCACGAGGCAUCUGGAAGCCGUUCUUUCUCUUUUUGUGAAUCGACUCGUGUGGCAGCCAUCAUGGUGUUCAAGCGUUAUGUUGAGAUUGGCCGAGUUGCUUACAUUUCAUUUGGACCACAUGCAGGAAAACUAGUUGCAGUGGUUGACAUCAUCGACCAAAACAGGGCCCUAGUUGAUGGCCCUUGCAGUGGUGUCAAAAGGCAGGCUAUGCCCUUCAAAUGCAUGCAAUUAACUGAUUUUGUUCUGAAGUUUCCUCACAGUGCUCGUCAAAAAUGUGUGCGAGUUGCCUGGGAAAAAGAAAACAUUAAUGAGAAAUGGAAGGCCACCAGAUGGGCAAAAAAAAUUGAGGCUAGGGAAAAGAAAGCCAAAAUGACGGAUUUUGAUCGUUAUAAGGUCAUGAAAGCAAAGAAAAUGAGAAACCGGAUCAUCAAGCAUGAAGUUAAAAAGCUUCAAAAGGCAUCUUCUAUCAAGAAAGCAUAAAUUGUCAACAAAUAACAUUUAAAUUAAAUAUGCACCUAACAUGA